Oikopleura dioica is the source of this 843-nucleotide messenger RNA. Lineage: Eukaryota; Metazoa; Chordata; Appendicularia; Copelata; Oikopleuridae. The record is from the annotation of a GenBank genome assembly.
AUGCCAGUGCUCAAACAUGUCUCGCCAACAGCGACUUAUUCGCGAAUUCUCAAGAAGAUCGGCCUCGAUCUCAACGAAGCCGCGAAGAUGUCCAUGGCGGAUAUCAAGCCCAAGGUCUAUGGAUUGAAGGAUGAGGAUAUGGAAGCGCAAUUUGAGUUUAUUGAACAGCAACAGCAGUUCUGCGAGCAACAAGGCGAAGAUGUCACUUUCACGACCGAGCCCGUCGCCGAGUUCCAGACCGAUCGUGCUUCCUCCUCCACCGUCUCCUUCGAUUCGGGUUACUGUGGUCGUUCCUCUGGAAUUUCCGAGCCAACUGCUCUUGAUUUUCAAGGAAGAAAUCUGCUCUUUCCGAAUUUUUCCGCUGAAAAACGCCGCUCAGUCGCUGCUUUUCCGAUUCAAUUCCAAAAGACGCUUUCAAAACUCUCCCAAAGCACCAUUUCCACCCUUCAACGAGAGAACCUCGUUUCCGAACAAGUUUUUGCCAGAAUUUCUGACCGAGAGCUUGAAGAACUCGAGAUUCCUGAGGGCGAUGUUACUGCGCUCAAAUGCAUGGUUGUUCAAGCGCGGCUACAUGCGGCUAGACAGUACAAAUUGGAGAAACAGCCGCUCAUGAUGCCGGAAAAUGUAAUCACGAAAGCGCUGCCGAUUUCCUCGAAAGUUACCCUCAAGGCCCUGAAAAAGCACAAAAUGCUGAACCUGAACCUCUACACAACCUGCCCAGUCGAAGAAAUCACCGCCAUCUUCGCCCGCUACCCCGCAAUUCCGAAAGAAGAUCGACAGAACAUCCUCGGCGGCGUCGCCCUCGCUCGAUACGCUCAAAAAUUGGCUCCAACUAGAGCCUAA